This is a messenger RNA of Salvelinus namaycush (lake trout), 3045 nucleotides long. It is a transcript of the gene cntn5, whose product is annotated as contactin 5. The annotation marks the transcript as partial. Lineage: Eukaryota; Metazoa; Chordata; Actinopteri; Salmoniformes; Salmonidae. Gene Ontology annotation, molecular function: protein binding. Gene Ontology annotation, cellular component: plasma membrane; axon. Gene Ontology annotation, biological process: axon guidance; cell-cell adhesion. The record is from RefSeq and is a predicted model, not a curated record. The transcript has 22 exons.
CAUUCAGAGCGUGAAGAGUUGGGGCCGGUGUUCGUCCAGGAACCACAUGACGCCAUAUUUGCGCUGGACUCUGAGGAGAAGAAAGUUAUGAUGAGCUGUGAAGCCAGAGGCAACCCUGCACCUGUAUACAGUUGGUUCAUCAAUGGAACAGCGGUGGACGUGGAGGCAGAUUACCGUUACAGCUUGAUCGACGGCAACUUGAUAAUAGCCAACGCCAGUGAGACGGCAGACUAUGGGAGAUACCAGUGUAAGGUGGAGAACAGCUAUGGGACGGUCCUGAGUCGGGAUGCCCUGCUACAGUUUGCCUAUCUGGGAUCCUUCAGUGGGAGGACGAGAGGAGGCGUGUCUGUAAGGGAAGGACAAGGAGUGGUGCUCAUGUGUACCCCACCCCCUCAUUCACCAGAGAUCAUGUACAGCUGGGUGUUCAACGAGUUCCCAUCGUUUGUUGCCGAGGAUAGCCGUCGGUUCAUCUCCCAGGUAACGGGCAACCUGUACGUGUCCAAGGUGCAGCCUAGUGACGUGGGCAGCUACAUCUGUCUGGUGAAGAACACGGUGACCAACGCCAGGGUCCUCAGCCCGCCCACGCCACUCACACUCAGAACAGAUGGUCUAAUGGGAGAAUAUGAGCCUAAAAUCGAGGUGCAUUUCCCCCUGUCUGUCCCGGCUGCCAGAGGAGUCACGGUGAGGCUGGAGUGUUUCGCUCUGGGGAAUCCUGUCCCGACAAUCACAUGGAGGAAGAUGAACGGUAACAUCCCUAAGAAGGCUCGUCUGAGGAAGUCCCAGGCUGUUCUGGAGAUCCCCAAUGUCCAGCUGGAAGACUCAGGGACCUACGAGUGUAAAGCUGAGAACCCCAGAGGAGGAACAGCCUUUAAGGGACACCUCCAGGUCUACACCUUCCCCCAGUGGAUCAGCACGAUAAACGACAGCCAGUUGGACAGUGGAGAUCAGCUGCACUGGGAGUGCAAGGCCACAGGGAAGCCUAGACCCACCUACCGCUGGCUCCGCAAUGGGGAGCCGUUCACACCACAGAGCAGGGUGGAGAUGGUGAAUGGCGAGCUCAUCAUCCAGAAGGUCCAGCAGGCUGACUCUGGGAUGUACCAGUGUGUCGCUGAGAACAAAUACGGAGCCAUCUACUGCAGCGCAGAACUCCACAUCUUAGCGUCACCCCCAGUCUUCAGCCCUAACCCUGUCCGUCUGAUCGCCACGCUGGGGAAAGACAUGUUGCUGGCGUGUAGACCCCGAGCAUCUCCCAAGCCUAGAGUAACAUGGAGGAGAGGAGACAGACGCAUUCAGCCCAGCAGAAGGAUAAUGCUGUUACGAAACAACACGCUGAGGAUCAUCAACUCCACCCGCUCUGACGAGGGGAACUAUGUCUGUCGAGCCGAGAAUCAGUUUGGCUCGGCUGAGAUGACGGCCAUGCUCUGGGUAAAAGAGGCCAUGCGUGUGGACCUGAGCCCCAGCAGGGUUGAGGUGACAGUGGGGGAGAGCGUGGUGCUCAGUUGCAGGGUGUCACAUGACCCGUCUCUGGACGUGGCCUUCCAGUGGCUCCUCAACCAGCAGCCCCUCAACUUCCAACAGGAGGGCGGACAUUUUGAAUAUACCCAAACACAGUCCUCCACGGUGGACCUGAUGAUCAGAAGCAUCCUGCUGAAGCAUGCUGGGAAAUACGGCUGCCGGGCUCAGACCAGCGCCGACACAGUGUUUGCUGAGGCUGAAGUCCUCGUUAGAGGCCCCCCGGGACCCCCUGGUGUGGUGAUAGUAGAGGAGAUCAUGGACACUACAGCCACCCUGUCGUGGAGUGGAGGGGUGGACAACCACAGCCCCAUCAGCAGCUACAAUCUCCAGGCCCGGAGCCCCUUCUCCCUGGGGUGGCAGACCCUCAGAACAGACCCAGAGCCAGUGACAGGGGACAUGGAGUCAGCCAUGGCUGUGGAGCUCAACCCCUGGGUGGACUAUGAGUUCAGGGUGGUGGCCAGUAAUGCUAUCGGAACAGGAGACCCUAGUGCCCCAUCCAGGGGGGUUCGCACUAAAGAAGCAGUCCCCUCGGUGGCCCCAGCUAACGUCAGUGGAGGGAACGGCCGCAGGCAUGAACUGGUCAUCUCCUGGGAGCCUGUGUCUGAGGAGUUCCAGAAUGGCGAGGGCUUUGGCUACAUCGUGGCGUUCAGAGCCAAUGGGACGCGAGGAUGGAAGGAGAAGAUGGUGACAUCAGCAGAUUCCACUAUGUACAAGUACAGAGAUGAGACCUUCCCUCCCCUCACCCCCUUCGAAGUGAAGGUGGGCGUGUACAACAACAAGGGAGACGGACCCUUCAGUGGUGUGGUCACUGUGUACUCUGCAGAGGGGGAGCCCAGAGAGGCCCCAUCUGAGGUGAAAGCUUCCAGCAUUUCCUCUUCGGAAAUUAAAGUAACUUGGAGACCGCCCAGCCCUGGCCCUGGGAGACCACGGGGAUACGAGGUGAGCUACUGGAAGGACAGUGAGCAGGAGGAGUCAGGGAACAGGAAGAAGACAGCAGGGAAUGAGACGUCUAUGGUGCUGACAGGCCUGGAGGGGAACAGUGUGUACCUCAUCACAGUCAGAGGCUUCAACAGUAUCGGCCAGGGCCCUGCAUCAACCGCUAGCACCGCCAAGACCAAGAAAGACCCUCCAGUCCAGCCUCCAGCCAACCUUGUGUGGAUUCAGGAAGGGACUAACGUAUCAUUAAACUGGGACCCGGUUAAGUCCAAAGACAACGAGUCAGAUGUCAUAGGAUACAAGGUGUUGUUGAGUCAGGAGGGGCGUGUCCACAAUCAGGUGAUGAGGACCAUCACCCCGUCGGCCGUCCUCUCUCUCCCGGAGGGAGGCACCUACAUCAUUGAGGUGCGGGCUGUGAGUGAGGGGGGAGAGGGAGCAACCAGCUCCCAAGUCAGAGUACUCACCUCUUCAGGUGUCCGGGUGAAGAGUGGCCAGCGUUCGGUUCACAGCCUGCUACCAUGGGACUGUCUGCUUGCUCUGGCCUUACGCAUCAGCCAGUCAGGCCCAGGGCCUGCCAAGGAAAUCCACUCCUGA